This is a messenger RNA of Eimeria acervulina, 2430 nucleotides long. RefSeq lists its product as hypothetical. The transcript has 8 exons. Lineage: Eukaryota; Apicomplexa; Conoidasida; Eucoccidiorida; Eimeriidae. The record is from RefSeq and is a predicted model, not a curated record. Bases 1 to 2430 code for a protein of 809 amino acids.
AUGAGGCAAUUAAACUUGUUCAGGUGGUUGAUGAUGAACCCCCCCCUGUUUUCCUCUCCCAGUCUGGUCCUAUCCCUUUACUCCCGCUACGCCCCCGUGCACCCGUUGCUGCUGCAGCAGGAAGCAGCGGAGGCCGCAGCAAACAGAGCAGCAGCAGCAGCAGCAGAAGGGGAAGAGGGCCCCACAGCGGUUUCCUUUUCAGGUGUAUCUACAGCCAAAGUUAGCCGCUCUGCCUGCGACGUCUUCGCCCCUCAGAGCCUCGUGGAGCAGCUGACUUGUCCUAUAUGCCUUGACUCUACAAGGCUGCUGCAGCCGCUUCUAUCGCAUGCGGUGCUGCAGCAGCUGCAGCACCUGCAGCAGCAGCAGCAGCAGGAGCAGCAGCACGAAGACCAACACCAACACCAACAAGGCAACCUGCAGCUGCAGCAGCAGCAACAGCAACAGCAACAGCAGCAGCAGCAGCAAUACGCAGCGGAAGAUGAGGUUCUCCUGCAGCAGCAAGAGCAGCAGGACCGUGAAGACGAAGGGCAGCCGCUGCUGCUGCAGCAGCAGGAGUAUCAGGAUUUGCUGCAGCAGCAGCAGCAGCUAUUCGAGGGCGACAACGGGGGAUUGCUGCAGCUACAGCACAUCAACCAGCAGCAGCAGCAGCAACCACAGCAGCAGGGAGAGGAGGAAGAGAUGUCGCUAGCAGAAGAAUUAAAUAGCCUUCGCUCGUUUUGCUUCUCAGAAGCACAAACCGCAAAAGGGGCAGCUUUGCUGCAGCGACUUAUUGAUCAACAGCAGCAGCAGCAGCAGCAGCAGCAAAGCAGCAGCCAGAUUGAGCGUUUCUAUGAACGUUUUUAUAAAGUAGAUGUUCAGCAUCUGGGCCCCAUGGAGCAGCCAAAGUCGGCAGCAGCAGCAGCAGGCAAUCCAGCAGCAGCAGCAACAUCUCGAGCAGGAGCAGCAGCAGCGGGAGCAGUGGAGGCAGCAGCAGCAGCAGGAGCAGCAGGAGCAGCAGGAGCAGCAGAAGGAGGAUGGUUCUGGCUGGUGCAGCAUCAGCAGCAGCAGUGCGAGUACACCCCAUGCCGGUUUGCAUGCAUGGGCUGCUCAUAUUUGCUGCGGAGAAGAGACAGGGGGUUGGUGAGGGAGCUUGUGCAGCUGCACAGUAAAGCAGCAGCAGCAAACAGACAGCUUAUGCUGCUUAGAGAGGAAAAUCAGAAACGACCUGCUGCUGCUGCUGCUGCUGCAGCAGCAGCCGCUGCUGCUGCUGCUGCUCCCGGUGCAGACUCCCCCGCAGCUCCGAAUUCUUCUGCGGAAGCAACGGGCAGUGACAGCAGCAGCAGCAGCAGCAGCAGCAAGGAGGGGGUGUGUGAGCCUGCAGCAGAGACAGCGGCGGAUGCUGCUGUUGCUGCUGCUGCUGCUGACGCUGCUGCUGCAGCAGCAGAGAGUGAAAUGGAGUUGAUUAGGGAGCUGCAGAGGUUGCGAAGGGAGAGCAAUUUGCUGCUGAGAGAAAUACAAGAGGCGAAGCAGCAGCAGCGAAGAAAGCUGCAGCAGCACGAAGCCGCAUGCAAACGGAGACUGGUUAAGUGCGGCUGCUGCUUAAAAUAUAUUACUCUAGAACAUGCGCAGACUUUGCAAGACUGGUCCAGUGCGCAGCAGCAGCAGCAGCAGCAGAAACAGCAGCAGCAGCAGCAGAGACGGCAGCAGCAGCACGCCACCACCGCCGUCGAGGGAGGUGCUGCUGCAGCAGCAAACGGCAGCGAGAGCAGCGCGUCUUCUGCUGCAGCAGCAGAAGCUCCAGCAGGAACAGCAGGAGGCAUACGAAGUAGCGGAACAGCAGCAGCAGCAGCAGAGACUGCAGCAGCAGCACCGGCAGCACCAGAAGCCGCCGCUGCCGCAAGAACAGCACCCGAAACAACAGCAACAACAGCAACAGCAGCAGCAGCAGCAGCAGCAGAUCGUGCUGCACGCCGCCAGAGAUACUUUUCAUUAUUAGAGUCAUCUGGGGCUUCGUGUUUAUUUGGUGGGGUUGGUGAAGUUAGCACUGCGCUGUCUCCGGAGUUGCAGCAAACCCUCUUAGACCCUUUCGCUCCUGCUCUGCCCUGCAUAGCGCAAACGGAGCGAGAGUUGGAGCAGCGAGUUGAGGAUGAAGGGUUUGAUGUGGGGGCGUUUCACUGCGAAGGUCGGGUGCCGAUUUGUUCAAAGAAAUGCCCCGUGUUGGAGCCUCAAAGGCUUCGCACCGAGCUGCACGAGGCUCUGCUGCUGCUAGGGGCUACUUGGUCGCUGGGCCUGCCUUUGUCUUUCUUGCUGGGGGUGGGAGUGGCGAGGGCUUCGCAGUCUCUCUUAGAAAAAUUUGAAUUUCUUUUUCCCUCCAUUGCCUCUUUUAUUGGCGGUAUUUGCAGCGGCUUUUUUAGAAUUCCUAUUGAGGCCUUCAGCGUCAUGAGAGGCUAA